Salarias fasciatus (jewelled blenny) is the source of this 1488-nucleotide messenger RNA. RefSeq names its product PRELI domain containing 1a (gene prelid1a). The record is from RefSeq and is a predicted model, not a curated record. The coding region runs from base 146 to 778 and encodes 210 amino acids. Gene Ontology annotation, cellular component: mitochondrial intermembrane space. The transcript is spliced from 6 exons. Lineage: Eukaryota; Metazoa; Chordata; Actinopteri; Blenniiformes; Blenniidae.
GUCGUCGGGUUUGACCUUCUCUCCAGUUCGACUCAUUUUUGACAUGAUUCGUUGGUGGCCGCACGAUGGACUAUGAGAUGGAAACAGUGACUUUUUAAAUGGUGUCGCUUUACCGGUGUAAUUUCCAGAGAAAACGAAGGGAACAAUGGUGAAAUAUUUCUGCUGUGCAGGUUUGUUGAAAAGCAGCUGGGACCAAGUGUGUGUUGCUUUCUGGCAACGAUAUCCCAACCCUUACAGUAAUCAUGUCUUGACGGAGGACAUCAUCUUCCGGGAGGUCACCCCAGCAAACUGCCUCAUUUCCAGACGUCUGUUGACCAAAACCAGCCGAGCGCCUCGCUGGAUGGAGCGGUACCUCCCGAAGCACAUGGCCAGCUCGGCGUACAUCAUCGAGGACUCCAUCGUAGACCCUCAGAAAAGGACCAUGACCACGCUGACAUGGAACAUCAGCCACGCUCGCCUCAUGUCUGUGGAGGAGCGAUGCGAGUACCAAAUUAACCCUGAGAAUGGCAGCUGGACUGAGAUAAAAAGAGAGGCUUGGAUCUCCUCCAAUGUUUACGGACUCUCCAGAGCUAUUCAGGAAUUUGGUCUCGCAAGGUUCAAGACGAGCGUCACAAAGACCAUGAAGGGCUUUGAGUAUGUUCUCGCUAAAAUGCAAGGUGAAACACCGUCCCGAACCCUGGCGGAAACGGCCACGGAGCGGGCGCGAGAGACGGCGCUGGCAGCUAAAGAAAAAGCCAAAGAUCUGGCUUCGCACGCCCAGAAGAAGCAGUACGUUUGACGGGCGCCGGGAGCCACCGAUCAUGGGACAGAUUAACAUUUACCUCCUGUCAUUGUUCACCGGAGCACGGGCUGGGGGGGCUGGGGAGGUGGGGGGGGGGGGGGGGGGGGGGGGGUGAGACAAGCUGAUCCCGGUUCUGGUUAGACUCCUCUGUGAGGAUGCAUCCAGCUGAAAUGGUGGCUCCGAGAGCCUGCUGGAGCCUCCCCUCUACAUGCUGCACCCAGUGUGUCGCUCCUCUGGCAGCACGCGGCGCCGGUGUUUACCUCAGAUCGACACCGGGGAGGGGAACGGCUCAACAAGGCUCUGGACGCCAGGAAAUAGCGACAGCCACUCCUUGAAAGCUCAGCCUCGGCUCCCAUCAGCAACAUUCGCUUUGUACACUGUUCAUUUUGAAUCCCUCUGCUUUUUUUCUAAUAAUUAUUAACCGCCUCAGCUACAUUUCUGAUUUAUGCGUUUGUUUUGUCAUCCUGAUCUCAUGUCCAAUCACAUUGUCAUUGAUUAGUUUUCUUAAUCAUCCCUUUGAUUUGUGCAACCGGCAUCAUCCAGCUGAAGCACUUUGACUGAAAAAAAAGUCUCUUAUUGGCAGUUAUAGCUUGAUAGGAACUCCCGUAGAUCACAGUGCGUUCAGGUUAAUCGAUUUUACCCGUGCAGCAUUGUUUUCACUCUCAGUGGAAUAUCAGCUUGUCAAUAAAUGGACUUUUUCUUUCUAA